This is a messenger RNA of Vanderwaltozyma polyspora DSM 70294, 1221 nucleotides long. It is a transcript of the gene RPN7, whose product is annotated as proteasome regulatory particle lid subunit RPN7. The record is from RefSeq and is a predicted model, not a curated record. Gene Ontology annotation, molecular function: protein binding. Gene Ontology annotation, cellular component: proteasome regulatory particle. NCBI's taxonomy places the organism in Eukaryota, Fungi, Ascomycota, Saccharomycetes, Saccharomycetales, Saccharomycetaceae. The transcript has a single exon. Gene Ontology annotation, biological process: proteasome-mediated ubiquitin-dependent protein catabolic process. The coding region runs from base 1 to 1221 and encodes 406 amino acids.
AUGGAGGAAAAUUAUAUCGACACCACCGUAAGUAAAGUACCCGACUAUGAAAUAUCUGAAUUGGCUUUCGUGCUAUCGCAACCAACUUUAUCACAUUUACAUAAUGACUCCAAAUUAUCUUUACUAUCAAAAGUAGAAUCCUUACAUAUGGCCCCUUACUAUAAGUAUUUAACUGAUUCAUAUCUAAAAAAUGUUUUGGUUUUUGACGAUAACCUAUACCAAAAUUUGGUUAAUGAAAAUAAUAUUAAAAUUAAUGAAUUAAAGGAAAAUUUAAUUAAAAUUGAUAAAAACGAUGAAGGUGAGUUGGAACAAGCCCAAGCUUACAUCAAAUUAGGUGAAUACUAUGCCCAGAUUGGAGACAAAGAGAAUGCUAUAGAAAAUUUGGAAAUCGCUAUGUCAAAAGAAAUCUCAACAGGUGCAAAAAUCGAUAUAAUGUUGACAAUUACAAGAUUGGGCUUCUUUUAUAACGAUUAUAUCUUUGUAAAAGAAAAAUUAGACUUGAUCAACUCAAUGUUGGAAAAAGGUGGUGGUGAUUGGGAAAGAAGAAAUAGAUAUAAAACUUAUAAAGGUAUUUAUUGUAUGGCAACUAGGGACUUUGACGAAGCCGCUAAUUUAUUAGUAGAUUCUUUAGCUACUUUCACUUCAAAUGAGUUGAUCUCUUAUGAAAAUUUAGCAACUUAUGCUUCUGUAACAGGUCUAUUCGUUUUACAAAGAACUGAUUUAAAAUUAAAAAUUAUAGAUUCACCAGAAUUAUUAUCUUUAAUUUCUUCAAAUACUGCAUUACAAACAAUUUCUUCAUUAACAAUUUCAUUAUAUACUUGUGAUUAUUCAAGUUUUUUCCCAUUCUUAUUAGAGACUCAUGAAAAAGUAUUAUUGCCAUGUAAAUACUUAAACAAACAUGCGGAUUAUUUCAUGAGAAAAAUGAGAAGAAAAGUAUAUGAACAAUUAUUAGAAUCUUAUAAAACGUUAUCUUUGAAAUCAAUGGCGAGUGCUUUCGGUGUUUCUGUUGAAUUUUUGGAUAAUGAUUUAGGAAAAUUCAUUCCAAAUAAGCAAUUAAACUGUAUUAUUGACAGAGUAAAUGGUAUUGUUGACACAAAUAGACCUGAUAAUAAGAAUUCGCAAUAUCAUUUAUUAAUCAAACAAAGUGAUGGUCUAUUAACAAAAUUACAAAAAUAUGGAACUGCAGUUAAAUUAACAGGAUCAUCAGAAAGAGUAGCCUGA